Messenger RNA from Aspergillus novofumigatus IBT 16806, 429 nucleotides. RefSeq lists its product as uncharacterized. NCBI's taxonomy places the organism in Eukaryota, Fungi, Ascomycota, Eurotiomycetes, Eurotiales, Aspergillaceae. The record is from RefSeq and is a predicted model, not a curated record. The transcript has a single exon. Bases 1 to 429 code for a protein of 142 amino acids.
AUGAUUUACCUUAAAGGUGCGCUUUGCAAGCAAUUCACUGCCUUCUUUAACCUUAACCAUAAAGAUAGUCUAACCACAAUAGAGCUCCAGGCCUUGGCAGGCAGGGCAUAUAAGUCUGAUGAUAAACCUAUUACUAAGGAGGAGAGCAAUGAGCAGGAAGUGUUUAAAGAUAUUAAGAACAUUAUAGAGUUUGAUUCAAACAAGGAGUUAAUAACUGUCACCUUCAGCCACACUUCCCUAGGUGAUUUCUUCCGCAAUAUAAAUGAGGGCAAGGUCUCUGCCGUAAAGGACAGACUACCUACUAGAGUCAUCUAUAAUGAUGCCAAAGCCCAUGUCCUCAAGAUAUGCCUUAAGGUUCUCACUAAUACUGAAUUUUCUGAGAAACCUAAGGACCCUAGCGUCAUGCUAAACUAUGCUACAAGUAAUUAG